UUGUGAACAGUUUCGUUUUCUCUCCAACAGGUCCCUUCGUCUUUCGUUUGCCACCAUCUCCAUUGUUGCGUUCCUUUCGUUUUAUCUCAAGCAGGGGAAGGCGAUCAUUGAGAAGUUGGAAUGGCUUCCGGAAUCCCAAAGUGGAGGGUUCGUACUUCUUUGGAUUCAUCUUAUAUUUUUGGAAUGAAUCGUUUGUUGAGAAAAGAUCAUGUUCAACGAAUUGCUAUGACACCUUUUAGGUGGUGUGUGUACCUACUUGAGGAUGUGGACAUAAACUGUGAGUUAAUUAAGGUGAUGGUAUGUAGGUGGGCCGGGCAUGACGUUAGCUUUAGGCUGAGUCAUCAAUUGGUUCCAUUUACNGUUUUAGAUGUUUUCAUGACGACGAGUUUAGGUAUAGGUGGUUUAGAAGUACCGUUUGAUGAAUGUAUAGAAGGUUUGGUUGGAGAAAUGUUUAACAGAAAAAGCACGUCUUUGAAAGACUUGGUUGACGUGUUUAAUGUGAUUCUUUUAGACAAAAACACAGACAUUGAUGUUGUUUGUAGGUUGUAUAUAUUUGUUUGUUUGGUUGUGUUUUUCUUUCCUAGAAAGUCUAAGAUAGUUGCUAACAUGCCAUCAAGAGUGUUAGAUGACCUAGAUAGCCUCUGUUUAUAUGAUUGGGCUACCGGUGUACAUAAACACCUAGUUGAUAGUUUGAAUAAAGGCAUGAAAAAAAUAAUGGUUAGACGAAUCCGCAGUUCACUGAGUCUAAGUGGCAAUGUUGCGGUAUUGCAGGCGGUGGAGAGAUUUUCCCUUGAUGGAAAUCGAAUCAAUAGGGAUUUCCCUCGCAUGCUGAGUUGGUUCUGGUAUAAGGCACAGUCAUAUGAAAUUAUUGACGAUAUAUUUCGGACUGCUGAAUUUACGUCUGAGUGGUACUUUGGGGAGCGUGUCCGUGACCUGCCCGAAAUCAAAGCUGCAUUUGAGUUGUUUGAUGGAGGGAUAGGUGUACCGCAGUUGCCAAAACGAUGUAGAGUUGAUGAAGCUGUAGAUGAUAGCUCAGAUGAUGGCACCUUUGAAGCAAACCUUGAGGAGACAUUGAAGAAGAAUAAUGAAGAAAUGAUGGCGUUGUCUUCAAGGCUAGUUUUUUUGAAGAAUGAGCUAUUUAAAAUUCGUGAAAUUCCAAUUGUGAAUGAAGAAGGUGUUGGAGGAGUUGAUGAAGAACCUUUAGGUGGAGGUGAUGAAGAACCUUUAGGUGGAGGUAAUGAAGAANCUUUAGGUGGAGGUUAUGAAGAACCUUUACAUGGAGUUAAUGAAGAACCGUUCAAUGAAGAAGCCUUCAAUGAAGAACCUAUGGCUGAAGUUGAACAACAAGUUGUAAACGUUGUUCAUAUUGUUGAGUAUGAAGAAUCGGAGCCACUGCAAGCAAUGGCAAUCGUACCUCUUCGUGCAGUUCGUGGUGAUCCAAAGCCUAACGUCAAUGCUGACCAACUCUACAUCGUCGUGGGCGUAAGGGAUAGACCGCAUAGGAUCGUGUGUGAAAUAAUUGGGCAGACACUGAGCACAACAUCUAUUCAUACCUUAGCUCCUUACAAAUACAUUGAUAACAUGUUGGUGCUAUUUGCAACCACCAUAUUUAUGCACUUUGAGAAAAGGAGGACGGGGGUUGUGAAGAGGAUCCUUUUUAGUUCCUUAUAUGCGGACCUUAUAAUCAGUGAUUACAAUAGAAUGCCAAAAAACCGUCGUGUGUUUACUGAUCAUAAUUACAGGAGUUGUUUGCGUGCGGGGCACUUUAGCCUUGCAGAGAUUCCAACAGCUGACUUUUUGUUUCUUCCUUUUUGCCAUCAUGAUCAUUGGUGGUGCUAUGUUGUAAAAAUUAGCACAUUGCAAAUAUAUGUUAUUGAUUCUUUGGGGAAGGGCAUAAGAAACUGCAAAAAGAUUGACAUUGUUGUGGCCGAAAACCUUGCCCGAUUUUUUUGCAUGUUGUAAAACAGACCGAAAGGGAGUAUUGGACCUUUGUCUGUUGUACAACCGAAUAUCCCAUCCCAGCCAAAUCUACAUGACUGUGGAGUUAUAAUGUUACAAGCUAUGGAACUUUGGGAUGGAGAGGAAAAAUUCAAUGGGAAAAGCAUGCCACAAUACUCAAACGAGGCAUUGCUUGCAAUCAGAAAGCGAUAUGUAACUGAAUGGAUCCUGGACGAGGAGAACAUAAGAUUAAUGGAUGCGCUAGAUGUCUAUGAAUUGUUGUAGGCUAGUUGUUAAGUGUAGAAAUGUAGUUUAUUUUAGUUUCACAAUACAAUGUACUUUAUAUAAGCAGACAAUUUAAUUUUCUUGUUAUGUACUUUGUAUAUGCAGACAGUUUACAUNUUGUUAUUCGAAUAGGAUUGUUUUAGACAUUUGAAGACUCUGUACAAAUUUUUAUUUGAAUAAGA
Molecule: messenger RNA, 2405 nt
Organism: Vigna radiata var. radiata (mung bean)
Lineage: Eukaryota; Viridiplantae; Streptophyta; Magnoliopsida; Fabales; Fabaceae
Exons: 12
Coding region: 121-1962 (613 amino acids)
Source: RefSeq, a predicted model, not a curated record